GCUCCAACCUUAUAUAAACAUCCACCGUGUUCAUAUCCUUAAGCCAAGCGAGCUUCACUGAGCUUUCUGAGAAUACCCUGCUAGAAAAGAAAGCUUCUUUCUUCUUCAGAGCAAAAAAAAAAAAACCAUGGAUUAUAUCAUUCAUAGCAAAGCCAUCAAGUUUUUGCUUUCAAUCUCUGUCUUUUCAAUCUUGUUCUCUCAGUCUUCUCUAAUUUCUUUUCUUGUUCAUUUCCCCAAUGCCUUCAUAUCUUCACCUUCUGUGAGACUGUUCAGCUACACUUUUGACAAGAACUACAUGUUCCUGCUUUGCAAUGGACUCCUGGUGUUCAUUGUGAAGAAUUCUGGUCUUAUUGGGACUUCUCCAUCGGGGUCUAAUCUCAUCAAUGAUGAAGAUGAUGUGAAGAUCAAUGGCGAAACCCGGGAAGUUGGAGUGGUCAAGUUGACAGAAACAAAUGCACAAAAGGCAGAGGAAGAUCAAGUUAUCAAUGUAGAAACUGAACAAGUGCAAGAAGAAGAGAAAAAGUUAUUGAUUACAGAAGAAGAAGAAGAAGAAGAAGAAGAAGACGUUGGGUUUCUGAGUACAGAAGAGUUGAACAAGAAAUGCGAUGAGUUUAUAAGAAAAGUCAGAGAAGGGAUUAAACUUGAAGUCCAACAAUCUAUGAUCAUGGUUUCAUGUCAGUGAUCAAAUUGAACUCACUAGGAAGUUUGUUAGUAGAAACUAGCUAUUCUUUUUUCUUUCUCUGGUCUGAAUUAAAAGACUGCUCUGUAACUUUGUGUGUGUUACGAAUUUUGUAGAAAUACCCUUCUUCAUCAUGUCUUCAUCUUCUACUCUUCAUCAUCAUAUCAGUUAAUAAUACAAUUUUUAGCUUAAAUGUGUUGCAGGUAGGAGUAGAACUUGCAACUUAGAACUAUAAUGUAAUUGAAUGCCAAAAGUAUUCCAUCUCUCAGCCAUAUGCAAAAGAAGAA
Rosa chinensis is the source of this 966-nucleotide messenger RNA. RefSeq lists its product as uncharacterized. The coding region runs from base 128 to 682 and encodes 184 amino acids. The record is from RefSeq and is a predicted model, not a curated record. Lineage: Eukaryota; Viridiplantae; Streptophyta; Magnoliopsida; Rosales; Rosaceae. The transcript has a single exon.